AGUGGGAAGGGGAUUAUCUUUCAUGCUGGAGCUGCUGGAACUGUAGUACUCCAAGGGUUUCCUGUCCUCCUACAACUCUCAACUGUUCUACCACAACUACAUUCCCAACAGUUCUCCCCAAUCAGUCACACCUAAUUCGUAGAUCGUCUUGCCAUUGUCCAAACUUGUCUAUUUUCCUUGCACACUUUCGUAACAAAGGUCGCGCCAUGCUCUUCCCCUUUUCGGCUCAAAACGCGGCCCACAGCAGGUCCGCAGAUCAUCCUGCACUGCGGUGUGGGUUCAGCUUUGCCAACUGCAGACGGAACGCCAAGCUGCUGGGCCAGGGAUACGAGCCGCCAAAGGCGGUGCGCACGGGCACCUCCAUCGUGGGCGUCAUCUACAGGGACGGGGUCAUCCUGGGCGCCGACACCCGCGCCACCGAGGGGCCCAUUGUCUCGGACAAGAACUGCUCCAAGAUCCACCACCUGCAGGCGCACAUAUAAGAGCCUCUUCGCGGCGCAGCUGCUGUGGCGCCGGAACCGCCGCCGACACCGAGAUGAUGACCUCGAUGACCUCCGCCGAGCUGGACCUGCACCAGCUGAACACGGGCAGGCAGGUGCCGGUGGUCUGCGCCAGCAUGCUGCUCCGCAGGACCCUGUUCCGCUACCAGGGCCACAUCGGGGCCGCCCUGGUGAUGGGCGGCGUGGACAGGGCGGGGCCGCAGAUCUACUGCAUCUACCCGUGCGGCUCGAACGACAAGCUGCCCUACGCGGCCAUGGGCUCCGGCACCCUGGCGGCGAUGUCGGUGCUGGAGCGCGGCUGGGGCCCCGACCUGGACCAGGAGCAGGCCAAGACCCUGGUGCGGGCGGCCAUCACGGCGGGCGUCUUCAACGACCUGGGCUCCGGGUCGAACAUCGACCUCUGCGUGGUCACCGGGAAGGGGGCCGAGUACCUGAGGACGGACACGAUUGCCAGCGAGAAGGGCGAGCGGCUGGGGAUGUACGGCAUCAGGCCCAACUCCACGCUGGUGACCUCCACCUCCGUGCUGAGUCUCCAGGUGACCCACGAGCUGGUCACCUCGGUGGGGCAGCUCUCCCAGCAGCCGUCGGAGGCGUCGUCCGGCCAACGGCCAGUGACCAGUGGCCUUCAGGCGGCGAGCGGGGAGCCCACGGACUCCGAGCAGGAGGGCGCGCCCGGGGGAUCCCAAGGGAAGUCACCCUAGGUAGCCUAGUCACCGCCUCCAGUAAAUUGACAGUUUCCAGCACCACCUUGACCACAGUUGUAAAAUUCAGCGAUUUCUCCGGGAGUCCUUCGCAAUGUUGUAAAACUCUGCUGAGCAAAUAAAAGCUAGUUAAUUAAACAGAAAA
Drosophila ficusphila is the source of this 1346-nucleotide messenger RNA. RefSeq names its product proteasome subunit beta type-7. Gene Ontology annotation, cellular component: proteasome core complex. The transcript is spliced from 3 exons. Bases 536 to 1201 code for a protein of 221 amino acids. NCBI's taxonomy places the organism in Eukaryota, Metazoa, Arthropoda, Insecta, Diptera, Drosophilidae. Gene Ontology annotation, molecular function: threonine-type endopeptidase activity. The record is from RefSeq and is a predicted model, not a curated record.